AUGGUGGAGGAAGAUGAAGAAGGUCCUCGUGGUCAGUGCAAUUCAUCCAUUUUCAUCGAUGAACGCCAUCAACUGCAAAAGCAACUCAUAGAAUAUGAAAUACAACUUAACGGAGCAAACCUUCACAGUCAGUCAGGCAGACAAAGGUCACAUCAGUUAGAGGAGGUUACAGCUAGUCUGCGAGAACGAAUCAAACAUCUGGAUGACAUGGUUCUUUGCCAACAGAAGAAAGUCAAGCACAUGGUUGAGGAAAUUGAGCUGCAAAAGCGAAAGAUGAAGCAAAAGGAACUGUUUAUAUUACAACUUUUAGAAAAAAUAUCAUUCCUUGAAGGAGAGAAUAAAGAAUUACAAGACCGUUUGGAUUACUUGAUGGAGUCACAGUCAAGGACUGAUGUAGAAACCAGGGAUGUUGGAGUAGGAUGUGACCUUCCACUGAGGAAAUUUGUAUCCAGGCUUCCGGAUAAAGGUAAAAAGAUAUCCAGCUUCGUUGAGAAAUUGAAGAUUGCCAUUGCACAAGAGGAAGAGCUGCAGAGAACAACUGAGCUUCUAUCUGCUGUUAGAUUAGAGUUCCAGGAAAAACAAGAGGCAAUCAACUCUAGCAAACAAAAAGGGGUUGUCAGCAACAAGUCAACAUGCCAAGACCCACCUCUUAUUUCUGAAUGUCACUACAAUGAGAUUGAAUCAUCUCUGCAGAACAAGCAAAGUGUCUGGACCAAGAAAGAAAAAGCAAACAGAAGUGCAUUAGUAGGACAAGCCCCUGAGGACACCAGUUUUCCUCAAGGAAGCAAAAAUGUUUUGGAGGUGUCAAUAGCCAGGCUUCCAAAAGAUGCUCAGGAGGCUCUAGACAAAGCUGAAAAUCCAGCACAAUCUGCAAGCAGCAGCAGUGAAGCACUGGUGGAUGCCUUCGAAAGAAUUUCAGUUGGAGGGGGAGAGUGUGGGGAGAACUCUGAAAAUGGGCAGAGUUUUGACUGUAAAGGCCGUGCUUUUCAGAACUUUCCAAACACACCACCCAAAACUCCACAUUACAUGGAAGUGCUGGAACUGAGAGCGAAGAACCCUGUGGCAAAAAGAAGCAAAUUUAAAGCUAAUGUAUUGCUGGCUGAGUCAAGUGGAUCGUCUUGUGGCUCCCCAGAUAUCCCUUCACCUAGAGGUCCCCCCUCUUCCCUUUCUGCAGAGGAAAGACGCCACAGAGAUAAGAAGCACUUGGAUGACAUCACAGCCGCUCGGUUACCCCCUCUGCAUCACGAGCCUACGCAGCUGCUAUCCCUAGAAGAUUCAAUAGCGAUUCAGAUCCAACAAAAGGAAGCUUAUGAGGAAAUGCUAGCCAAACUUGCAGCCCAGAAGCUUGCAGGCAGACUAGGCCCUCAGAUGGCCAGCUAUGAGCCAGAGGGGGAGACGCUGGGCAACUACAGAGAAGUGAGGGACGAGGAAUGCUACAGCUCAGCUGAAGACUGAGUGCAAGGCAGAAUCUGCAGUGGAUGCCUGGGCGAAGACUCAGAAGGAUCGCAGUGCUUUUUGCUCUUGUGGGCUGCUACAUCUUUGCCCAAGGACGUUAGGAGUGCUCACCUGCGGAGGCCCUGGAUUAACCAGAGUGCUGCAGAGGUUUCCAGAUUCCCUGUUCCCUUUUCUGUUGCUUGCCAAAGAAGCUGGUGCAUUUUGAAAGCUUGUAAGUCAUAGAAGCAGCAGUCCACAGUGGCCUGCCUCAGUUGGGUUUGUGCAGGGGCAUACUGAGUCUGCUGUGCCCCCCAUGUAAAAGGGGGAGGCAGCGGAUGCAAGAGCAGCCAAGUCUCUGCCUUCUAGUCUUUGACUGAUUCCAAACAAAUGUAGGAUUUGUUAACUUGUGUAAAAGAUUACAAAUAUUUUCUAUUUAAAAAUACAAGUGUUGUGUUUCUAUAUUUUUCUAUGUGGCAUUAAAAUUCAGGAGCAUCAUG
Messenger RNA from Podarcis muralis (Common wall lizard), 1931 nucleotides. The record is from RefSeq and is a predicted model, not a curated record. Lineage: Eukaryota; Metazoa; Chordata; Lepidosauria; Squamata; Lacertidae.